UAGGUCAAAGAAAACUGUAUUUUAUCUGUGAUAAGCACGAAAACCUUCCGUUCCGACCAGUCGUGUUUAAAUACACAGACUCGGAUCUGGAGGGCGUGGCCGUGUUAGUGACGUCUCUCAUGUUUACGAGAAGCCACAGACAGUCAGCUGUUAGACCUUUAAACAGUGGACCAGAAACGUGUGCUGUAGUGUCACCCCAGACUGGGUGCAAUGGUCCUCUGUUACACAUGAGCUCUACUAUGUGGUACAUCAUGCAAAGCAUUCAGAGCAAAUACUCCCUGUCCGAGCGGCUCAUCCGCACCAUCGCAGCCAUCCGCUCUUUCCCACACGACAAUGUGGAGGAUCUUAUUCGAAAGGGGGCUGAUGUGAACCGGAUGCAUGGCACCCUCAAACCCCUGCACUGUGCCUGUAUGGUUGCUGAUGCUGACUGUGUGGAGCUGCUGUUGGAGAAGGGGGCAGAGGUGAAUGCUCUGGACGGAUACAACCGCACAGCUCUCCACUACGCGGCAGAGAAGGACGAGAGCUGCGUGGAGCUACUGCUGGAGUACGGGGCUCAGCCGAACGCCCUGGAUGGCAACAAGGACACUCCCCUUCACUGGGCCGCCUUCAAAGAUAACCCAGAAUGUGUGCGGGCUCUGCUGGAGAGCGGGGCCUGUCCCAACGCCUGGGACUACAACAAUGACACGCCUUUAAGCUGGGCGGCCAUGAAGGGCAACCUGGAGAGUGUCAAAGUGCUAUUAGACUACGGAGCACAGGUCCACGUGACCAACCUGAAGGGCCAGACCCCUAUCUCCCGACUAGUGGCCCUGUUGGCCCGGGGCCUGGGCACCGAACAGGAGGAAGAGUGCUUGGAGCUCCUGUGUCGAGCGGCGGGGCGGUUCGAGAUCCGGCGGGCUGACGGUACCCUCCCCAGGGAGCUGAGUAAAGAUCCCCAGCUGCUGGCGAGGCUGACCAACAUGGUGGCUCAAGCUCCCACCCUUCGCUCUCUGGCGCGCUGCGCCGUACGCCAGAGUCUGGGAGUGCAGUUCCUCCCCACUGCUGUAAAAGAGCUUCCUUUACCAGAGACCAUCAAAGACUAUCUACUGCUGAGGGACUGAUGCUGAAUCCGCGUAGGCGUUCGCAACCUCAGCGGCUGAUUAGUCGACAACUCUUAACACUGCGUUUAUUAGCAAGGAGGCGUCUACUUUGAAUUUUGGGAUAUUGUCUGACAGCGGCCCUCAUUUAUCCAACCGAUUGCAAAUUUAUGUGCUGGGAGACAAAAACAUUGCCUCUACACGGUCUAAUAGUUGCACAACGAGCAGUAAUUAAUUCACUGGAUUGACAGGUCUGAUCAUUUUGAUAUUAAUUAUCCCCAUUUUGCUGCAAAGCCCAGCCCAGAGCUCAAUAUGCUGUUAGUGCGGAAAGAAGCUGCUCUUCAUCUUCUAGAUCGUGUCCAGUCCUCCCAGUCUUCUAAAUUAUAAAUUUUAAGCUUGUGGAUUAUUUAUUUUUGUUGUUUGUUAAAUUUAUACAAAGUUUGGAUAUUGCUUUUAAAAAAUAAGUAAAAAAAAAAAUCAUGUUUGUCAGAGAGGGUGAGGAGAAGCUGAAUAUUGAGGUUAAACAUAAGCAUUAAACGUUGAGGUUUAUAAAUGAGGGCCAAUAACCAGGUACGCAGACUGUCAGAUGGUGCUGAUCCUGAAGUAACGCUGAGGAACAAAUGUAUGAAAGUAGGAUGUGUAAUAGUCGGAGUGGUCAUUUUUCUCUCAGUGACGUCCCAGUGAACUCCCCUUCAAAUGCCUACGGGGUAACUUUAAACAAAAACCACACUGUUGAAUAGAACAGAAAUGAUUGUGCCAGAUGGGAACAGUUUUUGUUUGUGUAGAUGCAGCGAAAGGUUGCUGAAUAUUAUUUACUGGUUUCACAGAUUUCUUUCACAAACCGUGCCAGGCACACUAACCAUGCCUCCUUCUAGUCUUCAAAGAAAAUGUCUGCUGUCACGUGACGAGUCAGUAUUUAGGUUGGUUUUAUUUUAGCGAUGUGUGCCGUUCCAGUUGCCAACGAGGAAUAAAAUGUUCGUUUUUAUAACAAUGGAUGUUUUCAGUCUUAACUUAACAAACGUUUAGGUUUUCAAGGGUGCUCACAGGUCCAAGUCUUUGCAGGAUACGUUUGACAGUGACUUUAUUUUAGAUGUUUAAAUGUUAGAACUGUGGAAUGGCAUGAUUACUAGGUUUUGUCCUUGAAAGAUUCACUAAAUGCAAAGUGUAAAUUUGUUUCUGUGCUUGACUUUGUUUGCUUGUUCUGUAUAAAAAAAUUAACCCCUUAGAUCAUGUCUAGUGCACAUCUGGCGAAGUGCUUUUUUUUUUCUUUGUAAACGUACUGCAAGUAAAUGCCUUUAUACUCCA
Molecule: messenger RNA, 2378 nt
Organism: Mugil cephalus (flathead mullet)
Lineage: Eukaryota; Metazoa; Chordata; Actinopteri; Mugiliformes; Mugilidae
Gene: asb8
Product: ankyrin repeat and SOCS box containing 8
Exons: 4
Coding region: 120-1097 (325 amino acids)
Biological process (GO): intracellular signal transduction
Molecular function (GO): protein binding
Source: RefSeq, a predicted model, not a curated record